UCCCUCAUCGAACCAAUCAACGGGCGACGCUGGACGUCGAGCGGCGCGCGGCGGGAGGGCCCCGAUGGGUGGGGAUGGUAGCGUCAGGGACGCGCGGGAAUUCCGGAGGUAGUCGCGUAUACCGUGUGGAUGGAACAGGGAGGCAGCUAGCAGCAGCAACGGCAGUAGCAUCAUCGAUAGCGGCGACGAAUAACCAUUAUCGCGAGCUCUUACGAGCCUUCGUAGCUACGUUAACGAAUUUUAUUCGGUACUGUCGCGCGGUGAGAAACGGUGAUUCGUGAAAAGUGAAAACACUUGGAACGAACGACACGCCGCGCCGUUUGCAUCGUGCGCUGUGAGGGACAGGCGAGGUGGUGGUGUGAGUAGGAGUACACAUACACACACGUGUGCGUUCACAUACACGCGCGCAGCCAGCCGGAGUUUAUAUAGGUGUGACUGCGCAGUCGCCAUGUACAGCCCAUCAUGGGAAGAUUGAAACUGGUAUGAUCGUGAAUGUAAAAUGGCAAGGAAAAGGGAUCAUGUCCAGUUAAACACUGUCAGCGACUGCUACUCCUUUUUCUGAGAGAGCGUCUGUACUCCAUUUUAUACAAGGGUAUAAGGAAACAUGACCGAUGUUAAACAGAUUGGAAUUACGACGUCACAACCACAACAAUCGCAAACACAGCAGCAACCGCAGCAACAAGCUCCACAGCAACAAAUAAUGAUUGCGACUCAUGACCUACAGCAGCAGCAGAAUGUUCAGCAGCCACAGCAACAGCACGUGCAGCAGUCGCAGCAGCCUCAGCAGGUCCAGCAACAAGCUCAAGUGCAGCAGCAAGUUCAGCCACAACAGCAGCAGAUGCAGCAACAAGUCCAGGCGCAACAGCAGAUACAAGUCCAACAGCAACAGGUCCAGCAACAACAGCAGCCGCAACAACAGCAAUCGCAGCAGCCACAACAACAACAAACCAAUGGACCUCACAAUGUUGUUCCUACUCAAGUUCAAGUGCAGCCACAAGUAGCUGCAAGCAUGCCACAACAAUUACAGGGAGCUGUUGCGGUAUCGAUGCAGCAACAUCAGCAACAGGGUGGUGUGUCCAUGACAUUAUCUGGUCAACAAGGUGCAACCACUAUAACUACGAUGGCUGCACAUCCUCAAGCAGUUCAAGUCAUUCAACAGCCGAUGCAAAGUCAAGCUUAUCAUUUACAACAAUUGUAUAAUACUCAAGGUACACCUUUAUUGAUGCCAGGAAACCUUGCGCUUCAUCCGGCAGGCAUAAAUCCUUCUUCUAUUCAGGUAAUAACAGCUGGAAAGCCAUUUCAAUCUGCAGCUCAACUAACUCCGCAUAUGUUGGCUACAACAACCACACCUGGACAAGGAGCUGGUCAUCCAGGUGCCGGUGGUACCAAGGUUCCUGGAUUUCCCACUGGUUAUUUACCAGUACCCACGUCCGCUAAUCAUGGUGCUGGUCAGACGUUAGUGUUUGGUCAGCUCGGUGUAUUAGGUUCUCCUCAACCACCCUCACUACAGCAACAACAACAGCAGCAAUCCACGAAUAAACAAGAUCAAGUACAAAAACAGUAUACAACAUGCACGACUGGGACACCUUCAGGGGGGAGAACUAGUGGCAUGCAGUUUGCAGCACCCUGGCAAUUCGCACCACAAGUAUGGGCCACUGGAUUGCAACAACCGACCUUGCUCACUGCCGCACCUAAUCAAAUAUUUAUUCGCGGUCCUACGCAAACUGAUAUGUUUAUACAAAGUCCACAGCCAAUACAGGCGCACAAUGCUCUCGCAACACAACAACAGAUACAAGGUGUGCAGCAAAUAACGGCGACCAGUGGAAAACCUGCUAAAGUGGUGGAUAUCCAGCAACAACCGUCUCAACAGGGUAAGCCAAAUACGUCCAUACAACGGCCGUUGAAUAUCUUACCGUCGUCCUUGGCAGUACAGGCUGCCAAUGUACGGGCCGCCAGUUCUGUCUCCACACAGACAGUUUAUGGAGUACAAGCUACAAUACAGAGUAAAGGUACCGGUACUGGAAAAGGUCGUGGCAGACCACCUUUACAAUCUCCACAACAGCAGCAGCAGCAGCAGCAGCAACAGCAGCAGCAACAACAACAACAACAGCAACAAGUCCAACCUCAAGUGCAGCAUCAGCAAGUUUUCAUACAACAAAAGCAGCAGCAACAGCAGCAGCAGCAGCAGCAACCACCACAGUAUCAACAAGUGCAAUCUUCUCAAAUACAGACUAAACCCAUUAUGACGAAUAUGACGUUGCAACAACCACCACCUGGCGUUGUCCUCGGAGCGGAUCGUUCCAUUAUGCCAGUAGUUUCAGUGGGCGGAGUUGGAGUCGGAGUCGGGAUCGCUGCUACAUCUCAGAUGAAUCCAAUGACGCAACCUCCAAUGUCAACUAUGCAGCAACUUCCUUUACCGGCUAUCAAUCCGACGAUUAUUGGUAAUCAAAUAAUGAGCAGUGCGUCGCAGAUUCAAGCGAUACCUAUCGUAAAUGCGACGCAGGAUCAACCGGCACACGAUAACACCAACUCAACGAUAAUGAUUACAUCGCCGGACCGUAAUCCGCAAGCUGAGUGUUCUUUAUUGCCAUCUACUACAAAUGCCCCAUUAAUGACAGACGAUAGCGUAAAGCUAAUGAAAAAGGAAGACGUACCUGCCACUACAGAAGAUAUCACAGCAGCACCUCAAUCGGAAAUAACAGUUUUAUACGUAGAUGGUGACCAGUGUAAGACAGUAAAAGAAGAAGAAACCGUUUCUAAAGUGGAAGAGAAACAGUGCAAUAACCCAUUAGCAGGGCUUGCCAAUACAGUGAAUGCGAUUACGAAUGGUGUGGUCGGUGAUGAGUCACAGAUUAUACCGAUUUCCUCCGCAACAGUCAUAGUGAAUAAUAAACAAGCGCCGCCUAAAGCCAUGGUGAAGCCGCAAGUCCUUACGCAUGUGAUAGAAGGAUUCGUAAUACAGGAAGCGUCAGAACCCUUUGCGGUGAGUCAGGAAACUACCAAUAUUCUUAAUCGGAGUAACACGAUCACAGAAAAGGAGACACUCGAGGAGCCUCCAAAAAAGAAACAUUGUACUAAUUAUUCGAAUGAAGAGGAUGGAACCAACGGCCAAGUCAGCAAAUGCGAAAACUGCGGUAAUACGAUCGACGAACAAAACGUCAAGUUAAAGAAAGAAAAGCGAUUCUGCUCGACGAUAUGUGCAAAAAGUAAAAAACGUGAAACGCGAGAUCGCGAGACUACGGAGAAACAAUGGACUGAAAUAGAGACUGAAACUAAAACCGUCGAUAACGACGUAACGAAGAAAAAUGGCGAGGAAAGAUCGUUGUCUACAACUACUUCCUCUGCCGAUGAAUCACUGCCGAAAGUGAAUCCAGUCAAGUGGACGGUGGGUGAAGUGUGCGAUUUCAUACGGGGUCUACCGGGAUGCGCUGAUUAUGCAGAGGACUUCGCUAUCCAAGAAAUUGAUGGCCAAGCUCUUAUGCUGCUGAAGGAAGACCAUCUCAUGUCAGCAAUGAGUAUCAAGUUAGGCCCAGCAUUGAAGAUCGUCGCUAGGAUUGAUUCAAUGCGCAUAGAUUCGAACUCGAAUUCUUCGACGAAUAAUUCAUAAUCAUCCAUCUAUCAAUAACGAAUUUUCAAAAAGUGUUUCCAGAACAUUUUCUAGCCUGUGGGCUACAGGGUUUGUGCAAGCAUUUGAAUGUAAAUGAUUAGGAUUAAAUAUGUCAUAAUUACAGUUGUGUAUCCGAGUGUACAUGUAAAUUGUACAUGUGAACACUUCUAGUAUGAGCGAUUUCCAAUCGAUACCAAACUUGGUAACGUUUGCGAUUCUUGAUUUAUUUCUGAAACUGUAUAAUUGUAUUGCAUAUAUAAUUUAGUUUUCAUAAGUAACUUACGAAAGAGACGAAGCAAUAUCUAUCCACUUUUUAUUAUUUUAAAUAUAUAGAUAAAAGUGUGUACGAAUAUAUGCAGAAGAGACGAGCCUUCGCGCUGACGAGCCUAUGAUACGCGAAGAAGAAAAGACAAAAGUAAAAAAAAGUUAACAUUUAAACUAUUAAUUGGUAUUUUAUGUUAUGAUGAAAAAUUGGGAUACUUGUAUACUAUGCGUGUGGAGGAUACUCGUGAAUAUAAUAGAUUCCAGAGGACAUAAAUAAAAAAUUACUCUUCAAAAAUUUUCCUCAAAAUUUUAAAUUCAUUAUUUAUUAUCCAUUAAUUUUUUAUGUAUUAUUCAAGAGUAUCAUCCAUACGUUAUUUAUAAUUUCACUUUAUUGCGAUUAAUGUAUCUAAGUUCAGUUUGAUAAUGAUUUAAACAAAUUUCAGAGGAUAUUGCCGUAUCAUUUUUUCUUUUAGGAUUAGUUAAGUUGUCGAGUAUACGUUUAGUUUAUACACCAAAAAACAGAUUCAGGUGGAAACAUAAUUGUACUCUUAGUAAAACUACUUUAAGGCCCGUUUGCAACGCAGAUUAAUUUUAUUGACUCAAUUUUCUAUUUUUAUGAUUAUAAAAAUUUUUUUUUAUGAAAAAUGAGUUAAAUCAAGAUGAAAUUAACUCUAGAGUAUUACUUAUGUUUUUCUUUACAUCAAUAUUAUUCUAGGUGAAGAUUUAUUCAUAAAAUUAAGAACUAAAAGAAUUUUUUUACUUAUAAGGGUGUUCCAGACUUCGACACUCGUUAUUCAAUAGCAAACUCCUGAGAUCACUUGGAGACAAAAAUUCUAAUAUCAAAAUGUCGAGGUUACAAUAGUUCUCAAAUGAAAAGAUUUUAAACUUAGCAAAUCAAACUAUGCGAAUUUCGCGCGCUCAGGUAUGGCACAUCAUACCUGAAGAUGUAUGCAAAAUUAAUAUGAAAAAUAAGAAUCAUAUUUAAGUAUACGUUCACUAUUAUGCAAUUUGCCAUUCUUAAACGCACGAAUUUCGGAUUUAAUUUGCCAAUUUUAAACGCUUCUCAUUUAAAAACUAUUGUAACCUCGAUAUUUUUUUUUAUAUUAAAGUCGAUAUUCAUGAUUCUUAUUUUCAGAAUAGUCUUAAAUAAUGUUUUAAAAUGCUAAUACGGUUUUCUGAUUGAUUGAUGAUAUCUUAAGAUGAUUUUAAAUAUAAAAAUUGGCUAUGAAUUCCGGCCUAGGAUGUUUGUCUCAAAAUAAUAUACUAAUAUAAUAAUGGGUGUUACGCGAAAUUUGAGACAUUCUGUAUAAGCUUCAGAAGAUUUGGAUUAAUUGAUGAACAGAUUCUUUGUUACAUAGUAAAUUGUCUUUGACUAUUAUAUAUAGAACACUUAGAUGAAAUUAGAAUGAUUGAAAGAAAUCAAGAGUACAAAGGUGCUUUCUGUGAUUUGGUCUGGUCCAAAAGAAGUAGAGACAUGAAUAGUAAGUUUAUAUAGUGCAGGCUUUUUGAUAGCAAAAUGACUUACAUGUUCAUGAAAAUUAUCUUAAAUUCAUCUGUAGAGUACAUUAACUGGUUCAGAUAAGUUAUAGGUACAUGUUUGAUAAACAAUAUGAUCGGCCCCAAAUUAUUAUUGUUUUUAUUAAUGCUAGAUGAAAAUUCAUCCACAUUAGCAUUUCAUUAACAUUCAUUGGUGCAAACGGGCCUAAAUACAUGUUCAGUUAUAUUUCAGGCUCAAUAUCAAUUAAUGUUCAAAGACAUGUACAUAUAAUGUCAUAUAAUGAUCACGCAAUAGAAUUAUAUAAAUGAUUUUAUUGAUCUUAAUCAAUAGGUUUGUGAAAAAAAUUUUAUUUGACAUGUACACGAUGUCUAUAUGAAAGCUUUCUCAAAGUACACUAUUUUGUGAAACUGGAACUGUCAAAGAAUAGAGUACAAAUUGUGUCCAUUAUUAUGCAAAAACAUAUAUUGUAAAUAUAAAACAAGGAUACAGCUGCUGUAUUUUGUACUCAAGAGUAAAUAAUAUCGGUUGAUGUACAAAAUGCGUUGCCUUCUAUACAAUUUACAGAUGGGAGCAGUUACUGUCUUGUUAAGAAUAUGGUAUUUUUUGCUUAUGCCAGAAUAAUUUUGAAUGAUAAUCGCUCUUACGUUAAUAUUGGAGAAAGAAACUGCCUAUACUUAUCGUUUCAUAUUUUCAUAUACGUGUUUUCGUAAAUAUAAGACAUGUAUUUGGUCGAAGUGUAAAUAGAUGUAAAACAUUUAUUUAUUGUACAAAUUUGAGAUUUUAGUUGCUGAGAAUUAUCCUUCCGUUGUAUCACUAUUAACUUCCGUUAAUCCAAUGGAAAAAAGUGAUUAUCCUAUUUUGUAAGAGCAAUUAUUUCUGUCAUUAGUGUAAUAUUACAAAAAAGUAAUAAGUUAUGGAAAAAAUGUCAUUAUUUUUAGUAACAAAAUCUUUUUAAUAAAAUAAAAACUGAUAUGUAAUUUUUAGUAUAUCAAUAUAUUGGCAUAUUCUUAAAAUAUUCAAUAUAAAUAUGCGUAUUAUAUAAAUUCACACACACAAUCGUCAAUUCUGAUGCUAACCAAGGCAAAGGUUGCUGCUUUUAUAUAUUUCUUAUUGUAAGAUUAAUUACUUUUAUACGUAUUUUGAUAUCGUGUAAAGCAGCUGCAAGAUAUAUCCCAAAUUUAAUAGGAUCCAUCACAUUUGGAUUGAACAAUGAUUUCUGAUGCGUUUUAUGCAGACGUUAAAUGUAGUAAUAGGUGUCUUUUUGUACAUUGUAAGAAAGAGAAUCUUAGCAGAAGAAACAGCAUAGCUUCUUAAAACAUCGUAUGUAUUACUAAAUUUAUCCCACGCUCUAUUCAUGCCUAUUGAUAGAAAAAUAGGGUCUCUACAUAAUGCAAAUUGAAUAUUAUGUGCACCUCAAAAGAUUUUGUUGCAGAUGCGGUUGCACCAAUAAUACGAGCUUGUUAACCUUGCCUGGGAGUAAUUACUUUCUUCCAUAUUACAUUGAUUAUUCUUUUUUAUAUAUGCCCUUUAUAAGGCUCUUAUAAUAACAAAAGUUGGCCUAUAACAUAGACACAUGAAGAAAAUUUAAUUAAUACUAACUGAAAUUGGUGCAACUGUGGUGGUUUUAAAGGACACUAAAAUUUCAGCAGAAUUCAAAAUUCAGCACCAUUCUCGGCGAAGUUUUGAAAUAACUCAGGGCUAAAUGUUGCACAGUAUACUUUUUAUAAUGAAGAGAAUAAACUCUGCAAUGGCAUAAAACUAAUUUAUUAUUAUACAUUGGGGAAGCGGGGAUUGAAGUAACUGCAAUUGAAACUUCUCGAAUAAAGAAAAUGUAAUGAAUUACAAAAUCAAUUUGGGUUUUUUUUCAUCGAAACCAAACAAAUCCAAAUAGUUAAAUUUUCAGGAAAAACAAAAAGAUCUUCAAAUCGUUCGUUGUAUGGUAAAUAUGGUAAUUUUUUUAUGAACAUAUAAUAGAUAUGAAAACAAAGUUUCAGGUUUGAAUUAAUAUAUUUUGUGGACCUAUUUAAAUAAAGUGAUCUUCGAAC
This is a messenger RNA of Solenopsis invicta (red fire ant), 7414 nucleotides long. RefSeq names its product polyhomeotic-proximal chromatin protein. The transcript is spliced from 14 exons. Bases 605 to 3607 code for a protein of 1000 amino acids. Gene Ontology annotation, cellular component: PRC1 complex. Lineage: Eukaryota; Metazoa; Arthropoda; Insecta; Hymenoptera; Formicidae. Gene Ontology annotation, molecular function: protein binding. The record is from RefSeq and is a predicted model, not a curated record.